Penaeus indicus is the source of this 880-nucleotide messenger RNA. RefSeq names its product taperin-like. The record is from RefSeq and is a predicted model, not a curated record. Lineage: Eukaryota; Metazoa; Arthropoda; Malacostraca; Decapoda; Penaeidae. Bases 228 to 818 code for a protein of 196 amino acids. The transcript has 3 exons.
CCAGUGUCGCUUCGCUCCACGUCGCCCGGGCGAGCCUUGGUCUUGGCCAGGUCACGGUGGGCCGCGGUGGGCUGGAGGGCCAGAGGGCCAGAGGGAGAGCACGCCCCUCCCCCUUUCUCUCCUCCCCUCCGCGCUAGCGUGCCGGCGUGCCCGGGGCGGCCCUCCGAGGCCCUCCGAGCGGCGUUUGUUUUGGUCAGCGGCCGCGUCGCCAUGGCAACGGGUAAACAAUGUGGCGACAAUUAGGGCCGCCACGUGCCGCAGUGCCGCCGCCGCCCCUGACCCCGCCCGCCAUGGGGUCGCCCUCUCCCUCUGGCUCCCCCGGGGUACGGACACCGGGGCAAAAGAUCCGGACGCAGGGGCUGUCGUGGGCAGAGCGAGAGCACCGUGGGCAAGGGGCUUCCCUUUUCCCUGGGGGGGGCACGGCGAGGGCGGGGGCGGGAAGGGGCGAAGGAAGGACCAAUGAGAACUGGCCAUGUGUGGGGGUCCAGAAGGGGGGGUUUGGACCUGCCUGGCGCCGCGCUGGCACCACCACACCACACACCACGCCAUCACCUCCUCCACCACACCACGCCACUCACGCCCUCCCGCCCGCACGCCCACGCGCAGCCAGGCGGCUAGGCAGGGACCACCUUCAGCACGCCCGCAGCGCCCCGGCCACCCGGGCCAGGGAUGAAGCGGAUGUCGGAGAUGGAAGGAGAGACCCCGUUAAAACGACCCCGUCCAGGCGGGGACACAGAACUCCGCUUGUUGAUUCAGAGCAAGGCUGCCGGUUCUGUGAUCGGCAAGGGCGGACAGAACAUUUCGCGGCUGAGGAGUGAGGUGCGUAUGUAAAACGGACGGGGCGGGGGUGCGGACGUGCCCCUCGCCCCGCCCCCCUGCC